GAGCAGGGCAGGGCAGGGGCUGCUUGGCCGUAUCGGCGUCUCGUCCACUGACAGCGCUGAAUGCAUGCUGCCGGGUCUGGGAUGUAGCGCAGGGCACCCUCAAUCACGGACACAGUGUGAUCUACAUACCGCUAUCAUAUAUCAAUUCUUCUUUAACUUCUCGGUGUGACGUUCCUACCACUUGCACAACGCCCACUCCCACCCCCACUUUCCUCACUCUUUUCCUCCAAUCCUUCCUCUCGUGCUACUUUUGUGUGUGUUUCGCGGUUGUGAAUGAUCUGAGCACUGGAGUUUGUGCGAGAUUUGGAAGAGAUACUGUCCAAGAGCUCGAAGAGUCGGCUGUCGGUGUGCGGUGUAACAUGGAAGCAGGUUUAUGAAUGUAGGUGUGUAAGUUAUCAAUAUGGUUUACAGCACAUUGUAAUCAACCGAUGCGCGUUGGCUUGGUCGGGGUGUCAGAACGCUUGGCUGAUCCGACUCGCUGCGCACGCAGGUGCAGUGUUGCAUUCGCCCCGAUCGACCUGUUCUUGCUGCAAGGCGGUAAAGUGUCUGAGGAUUGACAGUGGAGUGCUUUCCAGUUUUAGGGUUUUGUAGUUCGCAGUAGUUCCUGCGUAAGCAAGGACAAUGCCUCUGUUUAUGACGGACUCGGAGCUGGAGGCAGAAGGUGGAAACGUAGAUGCGAUCGUGGCGAAGGCCGAUGCAUUCAUUCGAGUCUUACAACAACAAUUAGAGACGCACAAACAGGCGUGCGCCGAUGUUGAGGAAAUGUUCCUUACGGCCGAGAAGAAUGCUAGAGACGCCGCGCAGGCUUUGCAGGAGUCAAAGGAACAGAAACUCGAUUUAGAAGCGAAGCUGAAGUUCAGUCGUAAGCUGAAUUCCGUCAAGAAAGCUCAUGGUGCGAGGGAAGACCAGCCUGGAGCUAAAAUUGCUCCGGAAGCGGUUACAAAGGAAAAGGUACAGAAAGUGCCUGUGAAGACCAAGCAUAUAGUGGUAAAAGCCAAAGAGGGUGGAGUGUUCAAUUCUCUUGUUGAAGAUGCAAGCACAGGACCGAUAGAGACAUGUGCAGCUUCAAUAGAUGCCUCUCCAGCCCAAGCUUCUGGGCUUUUCCAGAAAACGAGCGACAGUGCUCUCACUCAAAACUGUUGUACUGAAAGUGAGGCGGACCAGAGAAUGAUUCAUCCAGCUCAGAAAUCCUUGCCGUCGGAAGUUACUGUGACGGCCACACCACGUGGACUCAGAGCCAUCUCUUUAGAACUGUCCAAGGAGGAUCAAGAUGCCCUUGAGACCUUGGACAAGGAGGACGCAAAGUUGGGAGAAGAGAUUGCUGCAGUUAAGAGCAAAGGCGGGACCACUUCCGGGUUCAGCUUCAAGAGCCACGAGCGAGCCGAGAAGCGGCGUGAGUUCUAUUCCAAACUAGAGGAGAAGAUGCGAGCUAAGGAAGAAGAGAAGCACCAAAUCGAGGCCAAAACUCAAGAGGAGGUGGAGAAUAAGGUGAAGGAGCUGAGAAAGGGAUUGAAGUUCAAAGCCACGCCCUUACCAAGCUUCUACCAAGAAUCAGGCCCUCCGAAAGUAGAAAUGAAGAAGAUCCCACCAACCCGAGCAAGGUCCCCCAAGCUCACCACCUCACGACGAGCUACUCAUCGAGGAGGAGGAAUAGAGCACGAUCGAUCAAAAUCCCCGGUUGCAACAAUGAGGACUACAGACCACCCCAAGGACGACUCCAAGAAUGGACUCAAGGAUGAGACGAGGAAGUCGCUUCCACGGCGUCCAAAAACCAGUGCCUCGUUAGAUAGACGUGCAAGUCUCGGCUUGGGGAUUGGCGGUGCAACCAGCAAAGACCAACCCGUGAACGCAGUGGCACCAGAAACGGCUGUUGCAUUCUGAAACGAGCUGCUGUAACUUGUCGAUGUUCCGAACACGUCGAUUCUAGCAAAUCCAGAAAACUGUUUUUUUGAAACUUCUUGGUAUACAUAGGCCUUCAGAUGUUCCAAACGCAGUAAUAGCUGCCCAGAUGGGUUUCAACACUCAAUAUUGCUGCUGAGAGUAGGCCAGUUGACACGAGAUGGACCUAUCCUGUCAACGAUGCGGGUCCCAGCAUCAGUGCCUUAUUCUACAUAUCUAGUGCCGCGUUGGCAGUUGGUCAGGGACGUUUUGGAAAACUGUAGGUAACUAACCGUCUGUGCCUCUGUCAUGGAUUUUGUCUCGCCACUUCGCAGAUUGUGUGUGUGCGUCAGGUUGGAAGUGUAUCGAACCAUGAAUCCCCUGGCAGUGAAACUUGAGCCCAAUGACGAGUGCAAAAGAUUGCAGGAUGAGUGACAGUAUCUAGAGUAAUUUUUCUGCAUCAACGUGAGACAUUCAAUACGAAGUUGGGCAUUUCUAGUAUAACCAUCGUCGUUUCAGAUAUCGUUGCGUUACUCGUGACGUUGCCCACUGCACAACUCAACUAUGCUUUCUUCUGUCAGAAUGUAUGUAUUUUUGUACGAGGAAACAUACGGGUAUAGUCAAAUCUCUGAAGAAUUUCGCUUUUUGUUC
Messenger RNA from Physcomitrium patens, 2529 nucleotides. RefSeq lists its product as uncharacterized. The record is from RefSeq and is a predicted model, not a curated record. Gene Ontology annotation, molecular function: microtubule binding. Gene Ontology annotation, biological process: microtubule cytoskeleton organization. NCBI's taxonomy places the organism in Eukaryota, Viridiplantae, Streptophyta, Bryopsida, Funariales, Funariaceae.